AUGGCGCCCACCGCCUCUCCCUCGGAGCGCGAUCCUGAGCGCGUCGGACCCCACCCGUCCUACAUCGAGAUCGCGAAGCCCUACAUCCUGCAGUCGCGCAUGCAGAAAUGUCUCGCGGAGAUUCAUAUGAGCGAUGCCAAGGAGGAUGCCGUGCGCCUGCAAGGCGUUGCCUGGAUAGAUCAAGUCCGGCGCGCGCUGCAGCUGCCUAUCCGUACCUUCAACACAGCUGUCAUCUACUACCACAAGUUCAGGCUAUUACACGCGGACAAUGAGUACAACUGGGCCGACGCGGCAGCUGCUGCGCUCUUCACAGCCUGCAAGAUCGAGGACACGUUAAAGAAGAGUAGGGAGAUUCUUUGCGCCCAUUGGAACCUCAAGGUUGGGCCUGGUGAGAGCCUAAGCAGCGAUGAUCCGCGCUUCGACAACCACUCCAAGCUUAUAAUCGGUCUCGAACGACUCAUGCUCGAAAGCGCCGGCUUCGAUUUCCGCAACCGAUACCCCCAAAAGGUCAUGGUCAAGCUUGCUAGAGCUCUGCGUUUCGACGCGAAAGACGAGGCCAAGACAACCUGGAACCUGAGCAUCGAUUCAUACAGGACGUUCGCACCGCUGAAGCAGUCUACGCCGACUUUGGCUAUUGCGUGCUUAGAGCUUGCCGCACGACUUCACGGGAAGGAUGCCUCCAAGUUCGUGGAUGCAGGACCUGUGAGAUACCACAAGUGGGCUACCAGCCGGGCAGAGGUUAUGGAGACGCUCCUCGAUAUGCUCGAUCUAUACACCCAUCACCGCAGCGCCACUUCGGUUGGACCCUCCUACACACUCGAACACUUUAUCAACAUCCGCAUUGGACUCAACCAGGAGGCUUCAGCAGCGCACAUCCCACGUUACUCUCAGUACAAGUCUGAGCAAGCCGCCGACGCAGAAGGCACAGCCAACGGUGCCAAGCCUCGCAAUGGCAUCGACCCUACCAGUCCGCUCACCCCAGCCACCCCCGUCGCACUCUCGCCUGGCGCAGACCAAGCACCCAAGUCCGCAAUCGGCAUUCGUGGUCAGAAUGGCACGGUCCGGUUCAUGUUGGACGCGGCCCGUGCGCACGGUGAGCGCGCCGAAGUUGAGAAGUUCCACAAGGUCGAAGAAGAGGAGUAUGAGGUAGAGGACUCUAUCGACAGUGCCGAUGACUGGUACAGUGCUCCAGCCGCAGUAGAUGAUGCGAGGGAUGGUGCGGGCAGUGAACGCGAAGGAGGAUAUUGGGACAGAUUUCGCCAGCGCUCGGAAGAGGCAUCGCUUGCUCAGUCGGCUGCUCACGUGGAAGAGAACGUCCACCCAUCGAGAAGGGCCGCCAACUUCGACGACAUCGAUAAGUGCAUUGUACAACAAGAGGCCAAUGACGAUGCCGGGGCUUCAUUCCACGACAGGAACUCGGAAGAUGGAGCACAUGGCAAACGAUCACGGAAACGCCCUCAUGCACAGAAGCGGAAAAAGCUGGCCAAGCGGGGUGAUUUCAGUGGUGAUGAAGAUACUCCUCGGAUGGAAUUAAGUUACGAGCGUCAUCCACGAAAGCCGUCAAGUUUAUCCCACAAUGAAGCAGAUCACGAGCGGGGUUUUGACCAGACCGAUCGGUUCACACCUCCGCAUGACCCCCGAGAUGGCCACCUAAACUUCAGCCACCGAAGCCGUGAUAGCACACGUGGAGGCAAGCGCCGCGAAAAGGGAGAACACUACCAUGAGGCAGGUUACGGCAGCAGCAACCGGACAGAUUCGACACCUCCCUUCCAAGACCGAUACCAGAAGCGCUCCUACUGGCGUGAAGCGCAAGUCGCUGAAGCAAAAGGCAAGGACGACACGUCACCGCAGAAGACUCUGAUGCGCAACACUUCCGAAGAGCGUAACGAACCAGGACGACUAGCAACAUUCGUCCAUCCGGAUCGCAUAGCGCAAGUUACGCCAGAGCCAGAGCAUAGUCGAACUACCAGGCCCCAGGCACGCAGCGAGACUCUUCCUGCGGUAGAUGUCAAGAACAAGCAGCCAACUAGCACGAACAAGGCACUGUCAGCGAAUGAUGGGCAUCAGUGGGCAGGUACUGGCAACGAGGACAGCAAUACCAGAGGAAGAGGAAGAGGUAGGGGCAGAGGCAGGGGUGGACGGGGUGGAAGGGGUGGCUAUCGUGGAGGUAGAGGCAGAGGCGGCAGCUCGGAGGAAUGA
Alternaria metachromatica is the source of this 2199-nucleotide messenger RNA. RefSeq lists its product as uncharacterized. Gene Ontology annotation, cellular component: nucleus; cyclin/CDK positive transcription elongation factor complex. Gene Ontology annotation, molecular function: cyclin-dependent protein serine/threonine kinase activator activity. The transcript is spliced from 3 exons. Gene Ontology annotation, biological process: positive regulation of DNA-templated transcription, elongation; regulation of transcription by RNA polymerase II. NCBI's taxonomy places the organism in Eukaryota, Fungi, Ascomycota, Dothideomycetes, Pleosporales, Pleosporaceae. Bases 1 to 2199 code for a protein of 732 amino acids. The record is from RefSeq and is a predicted model, not a curated record.